Messenger RNA from Pteropus alecto (black flying fox), 1962 nucleotides. It is a transcript of the gene TBXAS1, whose product is annotated as thromboxane A synthase 1. NCBI's taxonomy places the organism in Eukaryota, Metazoa, Chordata, Mammalia, Chiroptera, Pteropodidae. The transcript has 14 exons. The coding region runs from base 183 to 1799 and encodes 538 amino acids. Gene Ontology annotation, molecular function: iron ion binding; monooxygenase activity; thromboxane-A synthase activity. The record is from RefSeq and is a predicted model, not a curated record.
AAUAAACCCUCCCCAUUACUGAGGGUGAACUACGAUGACUAAUAAGCAAAUCAGCCUUCUUUAGUCAGUCAGAUAAGCUCAGAGCUGGAACAAAGGUGCCAUAUGCUGCGGUUCCUGUAACGACAGACGAUCAGCUGCCAUCUGUCUUCUGGAGGUCACCCCUCUAGGGUCUCUGGGGAACAAUGGGAGUCUUGGGCUUCCUCACACUGGAAGCGAACGGCCCCAUGCUGACAGUGGCCCUGUCUGUGGUCCUCUUGGCUCUCCUGAAAUGGUACUCUACGUCAGCCUUUUCAAGACUGGAGAAGUUGGGCAUCAGACAUCCCAAGCCUUGUCCUUUUAUUGGAAACUUGACAUUUUUCCGCCAGGGCUUCUGGGAAAGUCAGAUGGAGCUCAGAAAGCUGUAUGGACCUCUGUGUGGGUACUAUCUUGGCCGUCGGAUGUUUAUCGUUAUCUCCAAACCGGACAUGAUCAAGCAGGUGUUGGUCGAGAACUUCAGUAACUUUACCAACAGAAUGGCAUCGGGUUUGGAAUCCAAACCGGUAGCAGACAGCGUGCUGUUUUUACGUGACAAAAGAUGGGAAGAGGUCAGAAGUGUUCUAACUUCUGCUUUCAGUCCUGAGAAGCUGCAUGAGAUGAUUCCUCUAAUCAACCAAGCCUGCGACCUUCUCCUGACUCAUUUAAAACACGAUGCGGAACGUGGAGACGCUGUCGACAUCCAGAGGUGCUACAGCUGCUACAGCACAGAUGUGGUGGCCAGUGUCGCCUUCGGCACCCAGGUGGACUCCCGAAAGGCUCCUGAGGACCCCUUUGUCAAGUACUGCAGGCGUUUCUUUGCCUUCGGCAUCCCCAGACCUCUCCUGGUUUUCAUCGUAUCAUUUCCAUCCAUAAUGGUCCCACUGGCCCGGAUUUUGCCCAAUAAGAACCGAGAUGAACUGAAUGGCUUUUUUAACAAACUCAUUAGGAAUGUGAUUGCCUUGCGGGACCAGCAAGCAGCAGAAGAGAGGCGGAGAGACUUCCUCCAAAUGGUCCUGGAUGCCCGACAAUCCACCCCUUCCGUGGGCGUGGAGAGCUUCGACAUAGUCAGACAAGUCUUCUCAUCCUCCGAAUGCUCAGCGAAUCCUUCCCAGCAAGGCCAGCCCAGACCCCUGUCCAAGCCCUUGACUGUGGAUGAGAUCGUGGGCCAGGCCUUCCUCUUCCUCAUCGCCGGCUACGAGAUCAUCACCAACACACUAUCUUUCGCCACCUACCUACUGGCCACCAACCCUGACUGCCAAGAGAAGCUUCUGACAGAGGUGGACCGUUUCAACGAGAAAUAUGCGACCCCCGAGCUCUGCAGCCUCCAGGAAGGCCUGCCCUACCUGGACAUGGUGAUCGCAGAGACCUUGAGGAUGUACCCGCCAGCUUUCAGGUUCACGCGGGAGGCGGCAAAGGACUGCGAAGUGCUGGGGCAGCGCAUCCCCGCCGGCACCGUGGUGGAGAUGGCCGUGGGCGCCCUGCACCGCGACCCGGAGCACUGGCCCCGCCCCGAGGCCUUCGACCCGGAGAGGUUCACGGCGGAGGCCCAGCGGCGCCGGCGGCCCUUCACCUACCUGCCAUUUGGAGCGGGGCCCCGGAGCUGCCUCGGCGUGAGGCUGGGGCUGCUGGAGGUCAAGCUGACGCUGCUCCACGUCUUCCGGAAGUUCCGGUUCAAAGUCUGCCCCGAGACUCAGGUGAGCCCCCUGCAGGUGCCACUGCAGCUAGAAUCCAAAUCUGCCCUAGGUCCGAAAAAUGGUGUCUACAUCAAGAUUGUCUCCCGCUGACAGUUAAGAGGGCACCCCCUAAUUCGAGGAAAACUUUCAUGUGGAAAUUCAGAUAUUUGGGGAGACAUCACCUUAGCCAUUGAAAGGGUGUCUGGAAUGCAAGUAUACAAGAAGUCAUUUACAUAACAUGUCCUAAAUGCUUAAUAAAUGUUUGCUGCACUUA